Neltuma alba is the source of this 1802-nucleotide messenger RNA. Its product is annotated as vinorine synthase-like. The coding region runs from base 29 to 1432 and encodes 467 amino acids. The transcript has a single exon. The record is from RefSeq and is a predicted model, not a curated record. NCBI's taxonomy places the organism in Eukaryota, Viridiplantae, Streptophyta, Magnoliopsida, Fabales, Fabaceae.
UAGACUCACCAGAAGAAGCAUUGAGAAAAUGGGUGCUAAGAUAAAAGCUGAGAUCAUCUCAAGAAGAUGUAUCAAACCAACGUCACCCACACCCUCCCACCUUAAAUCCUUCAAACUCUCCCUUUUAGAUCAGCUUUCCCCAAACAUCUACGGCAACAUUACCUUCUUCUUCCCUUACCAUGCCGGCGCCGGUACCGUUGACCGCCCCCUUCUCUCUGAUUUCUCCACCAAAUCCCAACUUCUUCAGAUCUCCCUUUCCCAGAUGCUCACCCGUUUCUAUCCUCUCGCCGGCCGCCUCCGAGACCCGGCCACCGUUGACUGCAACGACGAUGGCAUGUUUUACAUUGAAGCUCAAGCGACCACCCAUCUCUCACAUUUCCUCAGCAACCCAGAUCCCGACAUUCUCGAACAAUUCCUUCCCUCGUCCGACAAGCAAACCAUGUUAUCGUCAAACGGUUCCUUCUUCCUUGUCCAGUUCACAUUGUUCGGCUGUGGUGGGACUGCCAUAGGCAUUUCCAUCAGCCACAAGAUCUCCGAUCUCGCAACCUUCCUCACAAUCCUUCAGAGCUGGACCGCCAUCUGUCGGGGAGCCAAAGAACCUUCUGUUCCGGACUUGGGCCUCGCCGCUUCCCUUUUACCACCGCGAGAAAUCCCAGUGAUGUCCGCUUCUGUAAGCAUCAUUGCCGACAAGUUCACUGCGAGACGGUUCGUUUUCAGCGCUUCCAUGGUGGGAGAACUUAAACACAUAGUCGAAAUCGCUCUCGGAAAAGACAAGAAUAAUCAGUUCCGUCCGUCGCGCGUGGAGGUGGUGCUUGCAUUGAUUUGGAGAUGCGCCAUGCUAUCUCACCGUCCCAAAACGGGGUCGUUUAAGCCGUCUGCGCUGUUCCAAGGCGUGAACCUUCGUCCCCGAACGGAGCCGCCGGUGCCUGCGACAGCGAUCGGGAAUCUCGUGUGGCCGUUCAUGGUGAUGGUGGAGGAAGAGAAGGAAACAGAAUUGCAUGAGUUAGUGAAGAAGAUGAGAGAGGGAAUGAAGGAGUUCAUAGAGAAGAAGGCAAGCAAAUUCAAAGAAGGAGGUGGGUUUGAAACUGUAAUGGAGUUUCUGAAGGAGAGAGGAGAGAUGUUGAAGAGGAAGAAGGAGACAGUGAUUUAUAAGUGUACGAGUUGGUGUAGGUCGGCAUUGUACGAGGUGGAAUAUGGGUGGGGGAAGCCUGUGUGGAUGUCGAGUGUCAAUAAGAUGAUAAGUAACACAGUGGCUUUAAUGGAUGCGAAAGAUGGUGGAGUUGAAGCCCUAGUGACUCUGGAUGAACAACAGAUGAAGAUCUUUGAACAGCAUCAAGAGUUGCUCCAUUUUGCUCAGCUUAAUCCUAGUAUUGAUCUUCUUCCACAUUCUGACACUGCUAAACCUAAACCUUUUAUCAGAGCGGCACUGUGAUAUGCUUUUUGAUGUUCUGAAGAACAAAGAGCAGGUAUAUGAUGUUUGAUAUUUCAGAUCGGUUGGAUACAUUAACGACAAUGAAUGUUUUGUUGCGUGACAUAUUAUGGUGCGUGAAAGUUUAAUUUGUAGCAGUCCAUGUGCGCUUUUCAAUAUUGUCAUUUUAAUUUCAUAUAUGAAAUAUUAUGAUUAGGAUGCAUAGAUAUAUGACUGUCUCAAAGCCAGGAUCUUUUAUGCGAUCACCAACUUAAGCAAUGUGAUUCUAAAAUUGGUAGGAUUUGGCAAAAAAACAAUCAAGCACUUCAACUUUCAAUGCCAUAUUGAUAUGCAUUUACCUUUUAUUGUAUUUUAUUUUUCCCAUUAAAAAUUU